Messenger RNA from Prionailurus viverrinus (fishing cat), 2273 nucleotides. It is a transcript of the gene YPEL4, whose product is annotated as yippee like 4. Bases 412 to 795 code for a protein of 127 amino acids. The transcript is spliced from 5 exons. NCBI's taxonomy places the organism in Eukaryota, Metazoa, Chordata, Mammalia, Carnivora, Felidae. The record is from RefSeq and is a predicted model, not a curated record.
CACACAGCUACAUUCACCCACAGACCGAGGUACAGACGAGAGACAACCUCUGGCCCCCCAGCAGCUGGCCAGCUUGGCAGCCCCAGUCUCGAGCCCCUAACUACUCUCCCCCGCCCCCAUCCCCUUCCCAAUUGAAGGAGCGGAAAGAGAAGAGAGAAGAGUGAGCAGAGAGAUUGAGAGAUUGAGAGAGAGAGAGAUAGACGGAGAUCUCUGGAGCAGACCUCAAGGUGACUUCCAUUUCUAUCUGGUUCACGUCUGGGGGGGCCCUGGCCGGGCAGCCCCCCCACAUUUCUCCUGCCCCGAAACACGGCUCUAGCCAACCUGCUUCGCUGCUUCACCUGCGACCGACUGUGUGGGGGCUGCACGGCGCCAGCCCCUCCAGCCCGCCAGGGCAUCGUCCUCCAGCCCGUCAUGCCCAGCUGCGACCCGGGCCCGGGCCCUGCCUGCCUCCCCGCCAAGACGUUCCGCAGCUACCUGCCUCGUUGCCACCGCACCUACAGCUGCGUCCACUGCCGUGCGCACCUGGCCAAACACGAUGAGCUUAUUUCCAAGUCUUUCCAAGGGAGCCAUGGCCGAGCCUACCUGUUUAACUCCGUGGUCAACGUGGGCUGUGGACCAGCCGAACAGCGCCUCCUGCUCACGGGGCUCCACUCGGUAGCUGAUAUUUUCUGCGAGAGCUGCAAAACCACGCUGGGCUGGAAAUACGAGCAGGCUUUUGAGACGAGCCAGAAGUACAAGGAGGGGAAGUACAUCAUUGAAAUGUCACACAUGGUGAAGGACAACGGCUGGGACUGAGGGGCUCAGGCAGGCUGUGCCCUUCCUCCGCAUGCCCACCCUCCCCGCACCCGUCCCCGGGCCCUGCCAAGCAGUCCAUACCAGCAUGAGUACUGCCCCACCCCUGGGGGGAACCCAGCUCCCGGCACCCCUCCCCCGCCUCCACCUCAUCACCCCCAGGCCCCUUUGGAACAGGGGUCUGGGGUACCCCAGGGGUGUUCAAGGCUCAGGAGUGGGCAGCAGUCAGGGAGAGCCAGAACUGGGGAAAGGGGAUGGUUGCGGGUUCUUCUAGCCCUAAGAUCCUGAAAAUGGAGGUGAGGGCAGGGCGGAGAUCAGGCAGAGGACCAAGGGAGGACCCGUUUCUGCCCCAAACUCUUUUUGAGUGAACGGAGGACAAGUUUUGAGGCAUGGGGCUGGUAGAUCCCAGCCCACAGAAUAGCAGGUGAGAAGGGGCUCGAGUUGGGAGUGAAAUCUUGGCUUCAGACACUGCGACACACCGGAGUCUGAGGGUGAAGUUUCCCACCCCUGUUUGUAGGAGAAAGCAUUCGGGGGUGGAAGGAAAGAAAUCCCAGAUCCCAGGCCCUGGGAAAUGAAAGAAUCACAGGGGUUUCCAUUUUACUCCACUUGUUAGUUUAUCUUGGCACUAAAGAGGCACUUUCGAGUACGUGACUUUCGCCAGGGGGUGGGGUGGGAGAAGCUGCCGCUGGAACAGCCCCCACCCCCCACUGGCUGUUUCCAGAGCGAGCAGUCCGUACGGGCAUUCUGAGGCCCAGCCACUGCUCCCUGGGACCCAGUCCCUUGGAGGGGAGGUGGGACAUCAGUGCCACGGGGCCAGGCUUCCUCGUGGCUGCCACCAGCGAACGAAACUUUUGUAUGAUACAUAAAGUGUUUGGGUCUAUUUUUAAUAAAAAGGGGAAAAGCAACCGUGAGGCACUCUCUCCUCUUGACUUUGCUUCCCAUGCACAGACCUUAACACUAUUCUGUCACACUCCCCCCCAGUACCUGUCCCUUUAGGCCACUAGAGGGCAGCAAUUGCUUUGUCUGUGUCGAGACCCCACUUGAGCCCUCACCAGGGGGAUGGGUCUUCAGGUGAGGUUUGCUUAGUGAAGCGAGGGCUUUUGUGAGCAGUGUUUCCAAAGGGGGCAACCAAAACAGCGCCUCUUCCAGAGCCCUUGACAAUGAAUUAGGUAUUGCCAGGAUCCAGGAUUGGGCACCUGGAAGAGGCUCACCCCUGAACAAGGGUGUUCUUGGGUCCUAUUGCCUUUCAGCCUGGACUUGGAAUGUUUGGGUCAGCUCAUGGCCACACUCGAGGCUGAAAGGAAAAUCGAUCAAGCAAGGCAGCUUGAUCCAAAGUGGAACUGAACAGCUCAAGAUGGCAGCCAUCAGUGCAACCAUGUGACCCACGUGCAUUUUCGGGGCAGUGAUGUGAAAUUCCCACUGUUGUUGGGUCACUGACAACCGCAGGGAGGACUGUACACAUCAUAAAAAUCACCUUUUGU